AUGGUGGGGUACAACCAUCAGCAACUGAAUUGGUGCGAAGGACACACGCUAAGAAUGAACAUUUUCGGUGACAAACGAGCAGAAGCUCGUGUAGCUGCUGCUGAGGCAUUAGCAAGGCAGCGCUUAGAAGAAGCAAAUUAUCUGGACAGCCAAAAUGAAUCAGCUGUCACUGAACCUACCCCGCAGCAGCUUAUUGAUGCUUACAUAGAUGUUGCAAUGAAUAACAAAGGACAUGUGUAUGGACUAGGAUCGACUCAGCAUGUUGAUGUUGCUGCCAACGAGUCUGCUGGUGCUUCUCUCCGCAGGAACAUGGAUGUAGAAAUGCGCAUGACCGAUAUGGAAGGCCACGUAGGCGAGCUAAGCAAUGAAUGUGCAGAUAUGAAGAAAGCGAUGGCGGUGCUUUUGCUGAUCAAUGGAGUCGAUCCGGUAACACUUCAACAAGUUCCACGUGCAUGUUCGAGUGAGUCUGCAGAUGAUCCAACCCAGCUCCCCCCCCCCAAAUUGUUCACCUUUAGAGUUAAGGUUUUCAGUUUUAAGGUUUCAUAG
Messenger RNA from Thlaspi arvense, 546 nucleotides. The record is from the annotation of a GenBank genome assembly. Lineage: Eukaryota; Viridiplantae; Streptophyta; Magnoliopsida; Brassicales; Brassicaceae.